Molecule: messenger RNA, 2757 nt
Organism: Pestalotiopsis fici W106-1
Lineage: Eukaryota; Fungi; Ascomycota; Sordariomycetes; Amphisphaeriales; Sporocadaceae
Exons: 2
Coding region: 1-2757 (918 amino acids)
Source: RefSeq, a predicted model, not a curated record
AUGUCGUCUGUUUAUUCCCAUUCAACCCUGCCGGAGGGCCAUAUUCGCCUACUCCGGCUGAGUCCACACCGCGAUAAGGAUGCACCGAUUGAGUGUGAACUCCUCGACUACCCCCUGCUGAAUACAGAUGGCAGUUGUGGUCUGUAUGAGGCCUUGUCCUAUGCGUGGGGCUCUUCAGAAAAGCCCCAGAGUAUCACCAUAGGCGAAUACAAUGUUCCUGUGACAGCAAGUCUUCAUUCGGCGCUGCGCUCAUUGCGAGACUGUUUCCUGGAGCGAUACCUGUGGGCAGACGCUAUCUGUAUCGACCAAGGCAACACCAAAGAAGUCAACAAGCAGGUCCAAAUGAUGGCGCUGAUCUAUGCCAGAGCGGCAAGAGUGCUUGUCUGGCUUGGUGACUCAACUGAGCAUAGUAGUCAAGCAAUUGAGCACAUACGAGUGGCUGGGGAACAUAUACAAAUUUCGAACGAGACCAUUGAUAUGACAUCUGCAAUACCUGCUGUCGCCGCGUUGCUCAAGAGAUCAUGGUUUGAUCGGGUCUGGGUCCUCCAAGAAGUCGCCGCAGCCCGGCACGUGGUAAUCAUGUGUGGAUCCGCGCGAAUUGAAGGGAAAACAUUUUGCACAGGUCUGGACAAUCUAGAAGAGGCCUAUGAAGACAGGCGAAGUCUGAUUAGUCCUUUGAAGUACCUCAUUGGGGGUGCAGCAUUUCGACACAAAGACAUCCAAGGCCAGGUGGAAGGAUUUACGUUGGGACUACACCCUUUAGGUGAAUUGAUCGACACGUUCCAUACUCGCCAUGCUACAAAUCCCCUAGACAGAGUCUACGCCCUGCUUGGUAUCAGAUCAGUAAAUCCUGGCGAAAGCGGCUUAAAGCCCAAUUACAACCUUUCGUGGAGAGAACUCUUACGGCGAUUGGUUAAAGCUGUGCUUUCCGACCAUGUCCAUGUCACAACAUGGGAAAAGCAUUAUAUCGCUGUAAUUCAGAGCAGCGGAUAUGUUCUUGGGCAUGUCUGCACAGUAUUGUCCUGUGGACGUGACAGGGAACUGAUAUGUGUCAGAACACCGAAGCAUGGGACUGACCAAUAUGAAGCUGCCCUUUGCAUGGAAUCGACAGCACCCUCGGUUCUAGCAGGAGAUAUUGUCUGUAUCUUGGAGGGAGCGCCAAAACCCAUGAUCAUCAGGCUUUGUGAGAGCCAUUUGAUCAUCGUCAGAAUUUCAGUGGACCUCAUGGAGGAGGACACUGUGCGUUGUCAACGACUCAUCGAGAAUUCGGAUGUAUUCUCACUCUUGUCCCGGAGAUUCUUGUUGAUUUGGGACUGGGAAAGAACAACGACAAGCACUCACGGUCAAAGCGACUACAAAGAUAUUCUUAAGGUCGAGGAGCCAUUCCACAAGUCUCAGCUGGCGCUUAUAUUAUGGUCCUCAGGAGACUACAAGCGAGCUGUGGAAAUCUACCAGAAACUAUGGACGGUUUCGAAAGGCAAGGGGGGCUGGGGGCAUCCAGAGGCUGUGACAUAUAUGCGCUAUCUCGCAUCGAUGCACAGAGAUUCCCAGCAAUUUGAACUCGCAGACAAGUUUCAAACAAUGGUCAGACUGAUUUCCCAGCAUGCCGAAUGCACUGAGAUGGAACAAACUGGUAUAUACGCCGCAGAACUCUUUGACCAGGAUGUCAUGAUGUUACUUCUUCACUGUUGGAAACACAAGACCCAGUUCCCAGACACCGUGGUGGAGGCUGCAGCUAGGAACGAGAAUCAUGGGACUGAAAUGAUGAGACUUCUUCGAAAUCGAAGGACAGAGAUUAGGACAACCUGGGAGGUCAUCCUGGCUGCCACCAAGAAUAUUCAACAGGGAAGAGAACUGAUACAACUCCUACUGGCUAUAGAUGGAGACCAAAUCAACUUCACGGCUGAGAUGAUUCUUGCUGUGACGAAUGCGAGACACGGCGAGUUUCUUUUGAUACAGCUCUUGGACCGAAGCAUCAACCAGAACCCAGUCACUGAGGCAUUUUUCACAGUGGUAGCUGGAAGUCAGGCAGCUGGGAGGUCUUUACUACAAGGCCCUUCAGAUCAAAGUGGAGAUUCCACCAUUUUCAUUCAAGAAGUGGUUUUGACCGCGCUUGAGAAUCCCUGGGCAAGAGCUUUCGUAGAGCAUCUUUUCAAUCGAGAAAGGAGACUUGAUUUCCAGGUCACUCAAGCGAUAUUAUGUGCCAUGGUGUGCCAUGUCCAUGGCCUAGACAUGCUCUACAGACUGUUCAAAGAAGGUUACAUCUUUCAGUUGAGCAGAAAAGUGAUCAACAGAGCAUGUGUUAUGGUAAUAGGUAAGGCACGUGAUUUGGGGAGCGUUAAGGAAGAAGACCUUUCCAAAUCAAUGUCGGAUGAAGAGCGUCAGCAUGAAUCUGAGAUGGCUGCAUUGUUGAUUAAAGCCGGCGCAGAGAAGCGCCAUGGGAAGAUAUGUAUCAGGAGACUUCCAGUGGAUGCGAAGAAUGCGACAAACAGUCGUGGAGUGGCGCCGCACGACUCGAUCCGAAUGCGACUCACUGAACUAGAAGUAGAGUGUUACAGAUCAGGGUUAGUUCUGUUACUAUUGGACCGGCUGAUGCCAACCGAUCCUUCCGAUGAUAUGACCCGUUCCCAUGUCCGCGUUGCCACUGGUGGACUGAAGGCGUUUCUGAGGGGUAAGUGGUCCACCAUCCAGCGCAGCCGAGAAAGUCUGGACCAUGUUCUAGAGUCUAUCGAACAGUUGCUCUAUCCACACAGGUGA